AUGUCCGCGCGCUGGCUCUAUCUCGCCAUCUUCCUCUUCUUAUUCUCAACUGUACUAGCGUUACCUAUCUAUCGGCAAGCUAUGGAUCCCUCUUCACUGGCCAACGCCGAACCCAGUUCCUUGCUUGGGCGACGCUAUCUUCUCCAGAGUCACUCAACGUUUGCGGUGGCGAGCGCCGAGACAUCAGGACAAUCGCAUGCGCGCCAUGAUGUCUCUAUCAGACGAUCAAACCCCUUCCCAAGGUACCUUGCAGAACGAGCCAUGGCCCAACAUGCGUGGCGAGGAGAAGCGGACGUGGAUUACGUCUCUCAUGUAGGCGAGGGGCCCGAAGGAGCGAAGCUGGAAGCAUCGCAAACUGCUAGUUCCGUGGAUCAAACCCCCACGCCAAACCGAAAGUACAAUACCUCCAUCACCCUAAUCCCUCGCCCUACAGGUGCCGCCAAGCAUAUUCAGAGUCAGGCGAGCUCCAGCCACUCGAAGGGUGCCUCUGGUCACGCAGAUGCUCAUAAGGCCUAG
Molecule: messenger RNA, 516 nt
Organism: Laetiporus sulphureus 93-53
Lineage: Eukaryota; Fungi; Basidiomycota; Agaricomycetes; Polyporales; Laetiporaceae
Exons: 1
Coding region: 1-516 (171 amino acids)
Source: RefSeq, a predicted model, not a curated record